AUGGGUCGACAUAUAGCAAAAGUACAAGGCACGUCCUUACAGCGUGGGCAGGCAAAAUCUUUAAUCCAAGAAUCUCUUGAAAGAUUAACAGUCAUUCCGACCAUCGGUUACGUUUUAUUGGAGAUAGAUGACUUGACGGAUGUUAAAGAGGCCAAUUACCGAUUUAUUGAAUUCAAGGAAGAUGACUGUAAUGAACAUUCACGAAGUUUGAAAAAAUAUUAUGUGGAACGAAUUCAGGAAACAGAAAAGGUACCCAAAGUGACCGAUGUCAUGGAUGAUCUGGCGAAUCAGCUACGUCAUGGUCUUUUGCUUCCAUCACUCAAAACUGGGGACUUUACAACAUCCGAUAAACUUGAUGAAUGUUUAGAGGUCAUAUCGUCGAAGCUUUCUGAUGUCGAUCCCACAUAUCCAGAGGGAAAAGAAAUACGUCUCAACGUAUUUUUUGGUCGGCAGCUUUUUACCAGAAUCAAUAAGAUUAAGGAUCAAAACUUUGACAUCCAUGAUUGGUGCGGGUUUGAACGGAACAAUAAAUUCCGUCUAAGUACGUCGUUCCAACACGAUGCACCACAAAUCAUUGAAAAAAUGUCCAUAAUUCAAAAGAAAUUUAGAUUACAAUCAAAACCAGAAACAAUAAUUGGGAAUAAAGGAAGCAUUACUGUUUAUUACACGCAUAAUGAAAAAAAAAGAAAAUUUAAAUUACACUGGAAUCCAGAUAAAGGAUUAUGGGAAUUAACGAAAGCGGUAAAAGACAUCCGUCGUCAUGCAAUUAUGGAUUUCGUAUCCGGAUCUCGACGGCCUGAUUUAAGGUUUUUAUUAAAAACUCAAUGUGAUCACCAUAUUGAUAGUAAAUUGGAGAAGAUAAUUCAAGAUCUUCAGCCUGUUAAAUAUCUCGAUAGUGAGGAUGGAAUGUUGUUUCGUGAAAAAGAUUUUUCUAAAUUUAUUGACUGUGUCGGCGUCAGACAGACUGUUAGAAAACUUAGAUAUAGUAAUGGCGAAUUUCAAGUUACCCAUGCUACCAUUUGCCAAGAGGUGAAAGGUAAAUUCUCGAAAGAAGAAUUCAUUUCCGUUAAAAGCCUUUCUUGGCGGAAAGUUGAAAAUAUUGAUAAAUCACCUAUGCGGCAUUUUGACGAGGAAGAAAUUAUAUCUACUAUCCGGGAUACGAUCGAAUUUGCCAGGCAAAUUACCAAGGUCAUUUCCUGA
Messenger RNA from Cetraspora pellucida, 1200 nucleotides. NCBI's taxonomy places the organism in Eukaryota, Fungi, Glomeromycota, Glomeromycetes, Diversisporales, Gigasporaceae. The record is from the annotation of a GenBank genome assembly.